AUGAGCGAUUCACAAACAACUCAUGAUAAUAAUAAUAAAGAAGUUGAACCAAAUGAACCAAUUACUAUAGUAAUUAGUAAUAAUGGGGCAGAUAAGAGUUUACCACCAAUUUCACAAAAACCUCAAUUGUUUUUAAAUAACAACAACAACAAUGAUGAAGACAGUAAUACCAAUACCAACACUACAACUACACCAAGAAGUGAUACACAUGAUUUACCAACGAUUAACAACAACAACAACAAUAAUAAUAAUGGUAUAACGGAUGAGGAAGAAACAUCACCAAUCGGAUCAUACCCAACUAGUUGGAUGGAGUUAAAAAGUAAAAUGAGUCAAGUUGAUAACUCUGAUUUAAAACGUGGUAGUAUUUUAAUUGAACAUUUAUCAGAAUAUAAUAAAAUAGCUUCAUCACAAGUUUUACAUGAAGAAAUUAUACAACCAACUAAUAAUAAUAAUAAUAAUAAUAAUAAUAAUAAUAAUAAUAAUAAUAAUAAUAAUAAUAAUAAUAAUAAUAAUAAUAAUAAUAAUAAUAAUAAUAAUAAUAAUAAUAAUAAACAGCAAAUGACAAAUAUAAAUAUAAAUACAAAUACAAUACCACUUUCAACAAGAAUACCACCUCCACCACCAACAGUGAAAACAACUACAAUAAAUAUUAAUAAUAAUACACCAGCCGCUACAACCACAACUACUACUACAACUACAACACCAACACCAACACCAAUACCAACACCAACACCAACAACAAAUAUAACAACAACAUCAUUAACACAAGCAAAUUUAGAUUCAAUUAUUUUAUCUGGUAUACAAUUAUUUAAUGAAAAACCUAAAAAAGGUAUUGAAUACUUCUUUCAACAUAAAUUAUUAGAGAAAACACCUCCUUCAGUUUCAGAAUUUUUACAUGAAUGUCCACUAUUAGAUAAAAAAUCAAUUGGUGAUUAUUUAGGUGAUGCUGAACCAUUUUGUAUAUUAGUAUUAGAAUCAUUAAUUUCAAGAUUUAAUUUUAAAGAUUUAGAUUUUGAUAUGAGUUUAAGACAAUUAUUGUAUUCAUUUAGAUUACCAGGAGAAGCACAAAAGAUUGAUAGAGUUGUACAAAGAUUUGCAAAUCAAUAUCAUAAGGAUAAUAAGGAGGGAGGAUUUAUAGAGGAUCCAGAUACAGUGUAUACAUUAGCAUUUGCAAUCAUUUUAUUAAAUACCGAUUUACACAAUGCAAAUGUAAAACCAACGAUGACCAAAGCGAAAUUUGUUAAAUCAUUAUCGAAAAUCAACAGUGGCAAAGAUUUACCAUCAGAGUUUUUAGAGGAUAUGUUUGAUAGAAUACUGGUUGACGAGAUUAAAUUGAACCCUUCGAGCACUCUAUUUCCAUACGCUGUGAAAAAGGGUUGGCUAAAUAUUAGGGUAAAAGGAAAGGUAACCGAUAAAUGGAGUAGAAAGUGGUGUGUACUCUCUGAUGGCACAUUAUACUUUUUCAGAAAACCAACCGAUCCUUCACCAGUGCGUUAUCUCAGACCAGACACGGUCAUCACUUCAAAGAAGGAGAUCAAGGGCAGAAAGAACUGCUUCAUGUUGAACCAUUCCUCUCCACCCAUCACUUUGGAAUCCUUGAUAAAGUCAACUCAAAAGAAUAAAUCUCAAAUGUUUAAUCCACAGUCGUUACUACAGCAAUUGGCUUUGUUUGGCAAGGAGAAGGAGAAGAAAGUCUAUUUUUGGGACUCGGCAGUCGAGAAAUUCUAUGGCGAGCAGCAACAGCCCCAAUUGGACAUUCAAGACAUUCUAGACACUGAUUCCGUAAGUUCGAUCGAUACUCUCUCUGAAACUUCCUCAACUACAAACUAUUUCGAUGAUGAAUAUCUUUCACCUCCAACCUCUUCCUCUGUCUCUACAAAUAGUUCAACCAAUAGUACCACCUCACCAACACUAUUCGAUCAACAAUCUUUUGAUCAAAAUAAAAAAGGUUUCUUACGUUCAAAGAAUGGUCAAAUAGUUGAGUGUGAAGGUAAAAUGUAUAAAAAUGGUACUCAAACCCUAUCAAGACCACCACCAAAUAAAAAUACAGUUCAUUAUAAUCCAAAUUUUAAUACAAUUCAUCCUAUACCACAAUCUGGUUCAAGUACAAAUAGUUAUAAUAAUAAUAAUAAUAAUAAUAACAAUAAUAAUAAUAAUAAUAAUAAUAAUAAUAAUAAUACAAAUUCAAAUGCAAAUACAACAACUACUACCACUACAACUACUACUACAACAACCACCAAUACUGGUAAUUCUAAUAAUACCUCUGCUGUAAAUCAUUCAUUAACUCAACCAAGACCAAAUUAUUUUAAAACUGUUUCUUCUUCAUCUUUAAUUCGCUCAUCAAGUAUUUCUACAUUUUCAACACCACCUUCUUCACCAAAUAAUAACAAUAACAACAACAAUAACAAUAACAAUAAUAAUAAUGUACCAUCAUCAUCUUUAACUUCAUCAAAUACAUCUGUAGCAUCAAAUAAUCAACAACAUAAUCAUUCACCAGCUGGUCCUGCAAAUUCAUCAUCAUCUUCUUCAACACCAGUACUUUCAUCAACAACUUCAUCUUCAUCAUCAUCUUCAUCAUCGUCAUCUCGUUCAAAUACACCAGUUUCACAUGAACAAAAUAAUAAUAAAUCCGAAUACGACAAAAACUAUGAAAAGAAUUUAAAUGCCUUUAUGAAACUUCAAGAGAAAAUGAUUAAAGCAUCUAAAAACACAAACACUUGUAUUUUAAAUACUGAUACUAAAAGAGAAAUGGAUUCUUGGAUAAGAUUAAUUUUACAUCAAUUCAGUAAAAAAUAA
This is a messenger RNA of Dictyostelium discoideum AX4, 2796 nucleotides long. RefSeq lists its product as hypothetical. Gene Ontology annotation, biological process: regulation of ARF protein signal transduction. The transcript is spliced from 2 exons. The record is from RefSeq and is a predicted model, not a curated record. NCBI's taxonomy places the organism in Eukaryota, Evosea, Eumycetozoa, Dictyosteliales, Dictyosteliaceae. Gene Ontology annotation, molecular function: guanyl-nucleotide exchange factor activity. The coding region runs from base 1 to 2796 and encodes 931 amino acids.